This is a messenger RNA of Oncorhynchus masou masou (cherry salmon), 1548 nucleotides long. RefSeq names its product forkhead box H1 (gene foxh1). The record is from RefSeq and is a predicted model, not a curated record. Lineage: Eukaryota; Metazoa; Chordata; Actinopteri; Salmoniformes; Salmonidae. Gene Ontology annotation, cellular component: activin responsive factor complex. Gene Ontology annotation, biological process: transforming growth factor beta receptor signaling pathway; positive regulation of transcription by RNA polymerase II. Gene Ontology annotation, molecular function: transcription cis-regulatory region binding; DNA-binding transcription activator activity, RNA polymerase II-specific.
AUGACAAAGCACUGGGGGGGUCAGAGCUUGCUGGCACCACCGCUCUCCUACCUGCGCUCUCCUAGCCUGGGAGGCCACCACGAACAUCAACUUGACUUCCAUAUCCAUCCUCUGAUUGCCACAGCGCGGAGCUCUGCAGCCUAACACGGGCCUUCCUACUCGACCCAGGUGCCAGUCCAACAGACUCCACGGCUGGAAAAGCUUGCCCCUGCCCAGUUCAACUGGGCCACAGCGCCCAUGGAUAAAGCGAUGCUGCCAAACCACCACGGACCGCCCGGGUCAUCCUACCAGCCGUCGCCCGAGCUCAACAAAGAUGGGCCGAUCAAGGAGGAAUCUUGGGACCAGACGAAAAAUGGAAAGAAAAAAAACUAUCAGCGCUACCCAAAACCACCCUACUCCUACCUCGCAAUGAUUGCCAUGGUCAUCCAAAACUCUUCAGAGAAGAAGCUUACGUUGUCUGAGAUUCUAAAGGAGAUCAGUACACUUUUCCCUUUUUUCAAAGGGAACUACAAAGGCUGGCGGGACUCAGUGCGACACAACCUCUCUUCCUAUGACUGCUUUGUUAAGGUACUGAAGGAUCCUGGGAAGCCCCAGGGGAAGGGGAACUUCUGGGCCGUGGAAGUGAGCCGGGUGCCGCUGGAGCUCCUCAAGAGGCAGAACACUGCUGUGUCACGCCAGGAUGAGACCAUCUUCGCCCAGGAUCUUGCUCCUUACAUCCUGCAUGGGCACCAACAUAAGCCAGAUGCGGAGCCCCCGGCCCCCCCACCACCAAUCAAUGUUCUACCCCGAGGACCCAUCACAACCCCCGCUCCCGGCCCCUCUUUCACCGCUUUAUCCCCCAUGCCCACUAGACAGCUCUCCCCCUCUCAGGAGGACCUGUACCGGCCCAAGCUGGACUCAUCCUUUGCCAUUGACUCCCUCCUCCACAGCCUGAGGCCGGCCAGCGAAGCAGGAGAACCCGACAGGGGCAGGGACUGCUGGGUGGAGCCCCACUCUCGUCCUUCCCCUCCUCCAUGCGCUCGCUACUCCUCCUCCGCCCGCAGCGCCUCAGCGAGCUCCGUCAGCCCCGCCUCGUCUUCCGAUGAGGACUGGAGGGGCGUGUCGCAAGGCGGGAAGCAGGUGCCCGAGGGCGAGGCGGGAUCAGACGGGUACGAGGACUGCAGACCCCCUCCACACAAGACUGCCCGCCACGGCUGCCCCCCUCCCUGGGAGCUUCCCACCUCAUAUGCCAAGUACACACCGCCCAAUGCUGUGGCCCCGCCCAGCAUGCGUUUUAACGGAGGCCCUCUGAUGCCUCUGGGCAUGCCUCUGUAUGGUUACGGAGGGUCUCCUGUCACAUCCAGCCAUUUUGUAGGUCAUGCCUACUGGCCCCUCUUACCCAGCGGGCGCCCUCCCCUCAUUAUGGACCUGGACACUAUGCUCCAGUCAGUACCGCCCAAUAAGAGUGUGUUUGAUGUGCUGGGUCCACCCAAUCAGUCGUCUCACCAGCCUGCUGGUCAGUAUGCCCUGCAGAGUGAACCCCCUCUCAGACGUUAUCCCCAUUAUUGA